UAAAUCAUUGUGUAAAAGUGUAUAAAAUAUAUAAAAUAAAAAUAUAUACUUUUUUGUAUGUUACAUUAAUGGCCAGUUAUCAUUGAAAUUGUUGUAUUGUUUUAUUGUUUAUUAUUGUUUCAGUGAUUCAAGGAUGACUUUAGAGAGAAUAAUGGAGCAGAUUGGUUCUAGAGUAAAUAAUUACAGUAUUGUACGCUUCCAUAUCAUAAGAAGAAAUGUGUUGGAUGGAACAUCCAGAGCAAUGGGCAGAUCCAAUUUUUCACCCGAGAAGAAGGUGGAUGUUAAGUUUACUGAUGACUAUGGAACAUCUGAAGAUGCUGUGGACAAUGGAGGACCUACUCGGGAGUUUUUCCAACUCUGUCUACAUGAAAUCAAGGACAAAAUUGGCAUCUUUGAAGGACCAUCUAAUGCUAAAGUCCUCACAUGCAACUCCAAAGCGAUGAAAGACAAUGCAUACUUCUAUGCUGGCCAGAUCAUGGCAAUGACAAUUGCCCAUGGGGGGCAGAGUCCAUGUUUCCUGUCUGAACUUAUGUAUAAGUGUCUUCAAAAGGGCCCUGACAAUGUAAAUGUCAAAACUGAAGAUAUUACCGAUAAAGAAACAAGGUCACAGUUGCAGUCGAUCUUACAGGCCCAGACUGAUUCACAACUACAAGAUGCAGUUGCACAGGCAGCUAGCUUAAUCAGUCUUGCUGGUCACAAUGUUCGCAUAACACUGGAAAACAAACAGGAGACUGUUUUGGAUCUGGCUCAUUGGUAUGUCCUUCAGCGGACCCGUGCACCAUUUGAAAGGUAUGUUUAUAUCUGA
Carassius carassius (crucian carp) is the source of this 805-nucleotide messenger RNA. Its product is annotated as G2/M phase-specific E3 ubiquitin-protein ligase-like. Gene Ontology annotation, molecular function: ubiquitin-protein transferase activity. The record is from RefSeq and is a predicted model, not a curated record. Lineage: Eukaryota; Metazoa; Chordata; Actinopteri; Cypriniformes; Cyprinidae. The transcript is spliced from 3 exons. The coding region runs from base 134 to 805 and encodes 223 amino acids.